Molecule: messenger RNA, 3090 nt
Organism: Prorocentrum cordatum
Lineage: Eukaryota; Dinophyceae; Prorocentrales; Prorocentraceae
Source: the annotation of a GenBank genome assembly
GAGGUGAAGUUUGGCAAGGCCGCGAACGGCCAGAAUGGCCAUCUGUGCGAGCCUUGCGUGACAGAGGUUGCCAAACGGAGGAUCUUCCGCAGCGUCGACGCGGCCGCGUCGGCGUUCACGCAGUCUUCAGUUCUCAAGGCCGAGUGGAAGGCCAGUCGUGAUCUACCUGACGAUGAAGCUGCUCCAAGCCAGGUGGUGAUCAGUGGCACGACUGCUACGACGGAGAUCUACGUGGAGUGCCUGUGCGUGAACGCGUCAGAGCUGGCCUACCUGGCCAGGCGCAGGAUCUCCCAGUUCAACGUGGCACCGUUCAAGGGCUGGCCAGUCUCAGGGCAGCCUGAGGAGUGCCACGCGGUGAUUGACGACUUGCCAUCGACCCUCACGGCUGGCUAUCGGACCAGCGCUCUCAAGGGCAAGCAGGACGCCAUGCGGAAGAGAAAGUCUUUGGAUGUGUAUGAUGAGAAUGACCUCACCAGGAAGGUCGCGCGGCGUGCAUCUGAUCCUGCUGUCGAGCAUGGCGAGGAUGGCGAUGAGCAUGCAGACGACGGAGCUAGCACGAUUGCUGGCGGCGCAAGGAGCUCCGUGACCGUCGCUGGCCCCAAGAAGAAGGGCAAGGCGACAUCUGCUCCUUCGCAGCCGUCGGCCUCAGCAGCGGAGCAGUUCCCGCCCGUCGGCUUCUCGGUCCAGAAGGCGUCGUUCGAUGCCGUGGCAACGCUGGCAGGGGAGCAUCGCGCUAAACUUCCAGCUGGUUCCCCCGCCGAUGGCAAGACGGUGGUCUCCGGCAGCGGCGGGCCCAAGCGCGCUGGCACCCAGGACUUGGAGAGUGCCUCGGCCGCUGGCGCUGGCAAGGUCUACUCCAGUUGCCCCACUGACAAGCGAGAGAAGUGCUUCUACUGGGUCCAGAAGAACGACUUGACGGCCAUCCUUGCGAAUAAGUCCAUCUUGAGCUCCCACAUGAAGUUGGUCGAGAUCGUUCAUAAGGUGAAGUCGUCUGCCGUAGACCAGAUCGACGAGGCAACGGAGCGGGCCCACCACGAGACGCUCAAUAAGGCCAACGUGAAGUACCCGUUCACCCAGAUGCAGUUCAUGGUGCGCCGCAGGCUCAGGAAGGUGACCUCGUUCGUGGCCCAGGCGAUGUGCUUCAACGCGGGCGGCGAGGUUCUCUCCGAAGACUUCGACCCGCUGUCGCUUUCGCUGCUGAACGGGUCGUCUACGCCCCACGAGAAGUACACGUUCUUCUACGAGUUCUUGCUCCAGGAGGUGUUCUGCGCGUGGAUCUGCAACGAUCUUGAAGCGUCCGAGGCCCUGUCUCUACUGGCAAGCGCGGUCCUCAAGCAAGUGAACGCCGAGCUGCGCCACGAGGCUUUCACGGGACAUCACGAGACAGAGUCUAUUGAGAUCCGACAGUGCAUGAAGAUUAUCCUGGCCCUCCCGGACUCGAGCAACGAUGUCGACGACUUGCAGGCGAAGAUUGAGGUUCUCAACUCGAUCGAGGGGGUGGCGGGUCAGACGUCCGAUGGCAUCAGCUCGCUGAUCUGGAAUGGUUUGAAGAACGCCCCGCACCACAUGAGGUCCAUCGAGAUGCUGAAGGCAGCCGUGCCAGCAUGGGAGAAGCACUGCAAGUCGAUCAAGGAGCAGGGUGAGUGGUUGGAUCAGCUUCUGGACGAUGAGCUCCGCCAAGACUUGCUUCUACCAGAGGACAUCAUUCCCACGGCGAAUCGCCUGGACGCCGUCAUCAAGGACCUACUUGCAUGGCACUCGGCUUCGUUCCGCCUGAAGUCCCUCGACGAGUUCGACGACAAGGCCAAGCAGGCCGUUACGUUGACGUACAACGCCAUCAUCGGUUUGAAGACCGAUGCGAACAUCCCGAUUGACCGCGUCAAGGCUUUGCAGUCCCUCAUCGCCACCACCAAGCAGCUAUUGCCCAUGGACGAUGACAUCGCUGGGUACGCAGCCAUACUGGAUCGGAAGCUGGCGGUUGAGAACAUCGUCGUCAUGAAGUCUGCGGUGAAGGCCAGCAUGGGGAUCAUUCUCACGACGAUCGAGACGGACAAGGAAGUCGACCCAGCCAAUUCCGCGGACUUCGUAAAGAACUUGAAGGCGUGCGGCAGGGCGAGCGCUGACACGGAGCUGGAGCUGCAGCUCAACAAUAUGUUCUGGAUCUGGGCCAACUUCAUCCACGAUGACCGCGUGACAGGCGGCAGGAAGCGGGCGCAGGACGAGGCGGCCUUGCAGGUGGUGGCAAGCGUUCUCAAGACGACGGACGGGAGGAUGGCAAAGAAGAUCGUCCAGUACAUCACGGAGGUCCGCCACCUGCUGGACGCGAGUGCGGCGGUGAAGCAGCUGGGCUCUACGGCGAUGGAGAUCGCCAAGCACGAGAACGUAUUCGCGCACAUCCAGGAUGCCCAGAGUAGGAUCACGGCGACCAAGGAGAUCAGCGAGACCAUCAAUGUGCUUGCGGCCUCCAAGCUGGAGGCCUGGCUCCAGAGUCAGCGGAACGUCGGGCAGAAGGCGAAGGACAUCAAGAUGGUGGCGGAGGCGAUCGGCAUCACGGCAUCGGCACCCCUGAAUAGCAAGCAUGAGGACUUGGAGAAGGUCGCGCAUGGCGGCGCGAACGGGAAAUCGUGGUACUUCGGCUUCAAGGGCCGCGGGAUGCGGGCGCUCGUGCCCCAUGGCAUCUCCACGCUGCUCAACAACGAGAACUUCAACAUCGACAACGUCCUCGCCCUGGCUGCGGACGUCGAGAAGGACCUGGAGCUCUACUUGGCGAAGGUCGAGGCGGUCGGCCUCGCGCCGCCUCCCAAGGAGUUCCAGGACGGGAUCCGCAAGACGGUGGACGUGGCUAGGAGCCUCGAGGUGACUGGCUCGCUCCUCAAGGGCUUCGACACCAUCCACGACGCGACCCUCCUCUUCAACAUGGCCCGCAAGGCGGAGAUGCAGCUCAAGAGGGUGCUCAAGGUGCUGGGCCCCGUGGAUGUCAUCCACCCGAUCCUCUUCAAGAAGAUGGAGCAGGAGGCUGCCGAGGGCAGCCAUUUUGGAGGAAGAUCGCUCCUCCGAUGGUCGAGGAGCGAAGAUGGCGAGAAGGAGUAG